AUGGAGUCGGUCGCUCAUCGGCCGUGGGAGUCGGUCUCGGGCCCUCAGACGCCCGCCGCUUCAAAUCAGACGCUGCCGUCCAUAUCCACCCUCACCGCAAACAUGAACGGCGUGAACUCGUCAGAGAAGUCGCCCGGUAAUUCGUCGCUGAACACGAUUGAACGGGACUCGGGCAAUUGGUCCAUGCCCCAAAGCACAAGAUCCUCCACCUACUCGACCACCACCAAUGGCACCGGCAACAACUAUCCCUCUCUCACCUUCUUGACCUCGACCUCGCAACCCUCGCCCACCCGAAACCACCCUGCUCCUGCUCCAGACCGUUCGCCCUAUACCUAUGACCACUCUACCACCCCUUCCUCGGCCGGUGCGCAACAGCCUUCGCCCAGCUUCAAUACUUCUCAGCCCAAUGGAGCGCUUCCCUCGAUCAAUCAAAAUUACGACGCCUCAUCUCAACGGGGGAGCGUGGCUGAGGUAUCCGAAUCGCGCCGCAGCUCCAUCGACAGCCGCAUGAACCAGGGGAUCAGUUCGCUGGCCAUCAACCCGGCGUCGCCCUACCACAGCACCAAUGCCUCGCAGUCCUCGAUCGUGUCCAGUCUGCAGCGGGAGCGAGGGAUCAACACUGACGUGAAUGCCUACCGGGGACCCCGGUACUCCGGGGGCAGCCAGCCUCUGUCCCCCUUGGGACCACGUCCGGGUGAGCCCCGAAACUUCGCAGCAGGCCGCAGCGCUCCUCCGAUCUCUUCGAAUCCCCGGUCAGAGAUCUACAACGCCGAGGCGCCGACGGCGGGUAUGGCGUACGCCUUCCCCGAUCCCGACGUUGCGCGGUCCAGCUCCAUCUCGUCCAAUGAAAACACCAACCCCCCAUUCUCUCGAAAAGGCAGUACGGCGGAGUCGCUCAGCAGCAUGUACUCCGAGUCGCGGAUGCCGCGUGGACAGCAUGAACUGCCACAAAACGUACACCAUCAUUCGCUGCAGCACAAGCAGGUUCGGGAGUUGAUUGGCGAGGAUGGCGGCAAUACGCCCUACAGCCGAACACCCGAAUUGCGCGUCACACAUAAGCUCGCCGAGCGCAAGCGACGAAGCGAGAUGAAAGACUGUUUCGAGGCCCUGCGGAUGCGUCUUCCUCAGGCCCAGAACAACAAGUCCAGCAAAUGGGAAACGCUCACCCGGGCCAUCGAAUACAUCAGCUCACUCGAGAAAUCGCUUACCCAAACGCGACGAGAGAACUCUCUCAUGCGUACGCAACUCGAAGAAAUGCAAGCGCAAUUAAACCAGCAACAGGCCAACGGGCCGUCACGGACUCCCUCGAUCUUCGAACACCACAUGUCGGCUACCCCGGCCAACGGCCAAGGGCCCGUGUUCGGUGGAUUCGGAAACGGGUCCAACAUGGCCCAGGAACAGCCUCGCACUCUACCGCCGCUCAUGAACGGAUCCUCGGCCCCGAUGCAGGGGAUCCAGUAUACUGACGAGCGACGGUAG
Penicillium cinerascens is the source of this 1479-nucleotide messenger RNA. RefSeq lists its product as uncharacterized. The record is from RefSeq and is a predicted model, not a curated record. Gene Ontology annotation, biological process: positive regulation of transcription by RNA polymerase II. The transcript has 3 exons. Gene Ontology annotation, molecular function: protein dimerization activity; DNA-binding transcription factor activity. Gene Ontology annotation, cellular component: RNA polymerase II transcription regulator complex. NCBI's taxonomy places the organism in Eukaryota, Fungi, Ascomycota, Eurotiomycetes, Eurotiales, Aspergillaceae. The coding region runs from base 1 to 1479 and encodes 492 amino acids.